AUGUCUACCACAAUGCGGUCUGCCAUGGCCCUUAGGGGCGUCUAUUCACGGGGAUCUAUGCUUCAAAGGAGGGCCUUUGCGAGCAAGGCAUCUAAGCCGAGUGUAACUUCCCAAUUCUACCGCAGCUUCACACGGCCAAUCGCAAAGACACUACUGCUCGCCGUGUUCACUUACCAGCUCGUGUACUGGGCGUGGGUGAAGCUCGAGACGGAUGAGGCCCGCGCUGAGCGAGACGCGACAAUUGCUCAACUCGAGACAACAAUCAAGGAACAUGACGCUGCAACAAAGGCCAAGGAGGGAAAGGCAUAA
This is a messenger RNA of Fusarium keratoplasticum, 309 nucleotides long. RefSeq lists its product as uncharacterized. The record is from RefSeq and is a predicted model, not a curated record. The coding region runs from base 1 to 309 and encodes 102 amino acids. The transcript is spliced from 3 exons. Lineage: Eukaryota; Fungi; Ascomycota; Sordariomycetes; Hypocreales; Nectriaceae.